GCGCAGGCUCCCCCGGACGCGCCGCUCCCGCCUCUCCGAGCAGCGCAGCGCAGCGGGGCCGCAGCGGGCCGGGAGAGCGGCGCGGCGGGGCCGGCAGCGCGGCGGGACUCGGCCCCGGAGCGGAGCGCCGAGAGCGGGGAGCGGAGAGCAGGCAGCCCGCUGGGUCCCGGGCCGGAGCGAGAGGCGGAGCGGCGGGGGAUGGAGCCCCGGGCCUAGAGGCGGCCGCCCUGCCCGACCCCCUGCGGGCGCAGCACGGGCGGGGGUCGGGGCGGGCGGGCAGCGGGGAUGGGCCCGGCCGCGGGCGGGGAGCGCCGCCCGCCCCCCGAGCGCAGCCCCUGAGCCCGGCGGGGACGGGCACGGGCCCCCCGCGCCCGGCAGGAUCGGCCGCUUCUGCAAAGGGUUUCUUUUUUUCCCCCGAGUCCACCGAGAUUGUUUUGUUGUUGUUGUUGUUGUUGUUGGAGUUUUUUUCUUGCUGGAGUUUUUUUGCCUUUAUCCCCCACGCCCCACUUCCGUGGUUUGGAUAUUCUGGGUGACUGCACGAAGAGUUUUGGAGUUGUUUUGGAUUGGGUUUUUUGGUGGUUUUUCUUGGGUUUUUUUUGGUUUUUUUUUUUUUUUUGUUCUCUUCUCUUGCCCUUGAACUGAGUUUGUCCUCUGUGCAUGCCUCUUCUGGAGCAAGGCUGGAUCCUGAACCUCGGUGCAUGUAAGGGGCAAAGCCUCGUUCAUAUUCCUGCAAUAAGAGUAAAAUGUAAAUUGGAUAAUACGACUUCUUGCCAAAGGCUCCAAUGAGUGGCACACAGUCCACAAUCACGGACAGGUUUCCUCUCAAAAAACCUUCGAGACACGGCAGCAUUCUGAGCAGAGAGUCUCCAGCAGACAAGAAGCAGAAGGUUGAACGCUGCAGCAGCACCCACGACUUCGAUCCCACAGAUAGCUCCUCCAAGAAGACAAAGUCUAGUUCUGAGGAGAGUAGAUCCGAGACGUAUGGCCUGGUGCAGAGGUGUGUGGUGAUCCAGCGGGAUGAGAACGGCUUCGGGCUGACGGUCAGCGGGGACAACCCCGUCUUCGUGCAGUCUGUCAAGGAAGAUGGAGCAGCCAUGCGGGCUGGAGUGCAGACAGGUGACAGAAUUAUCAAGGUGAACGGGACUCUGGUAACACACUCGAACCAUUUGGAGGUGGUCAAGCUGAUCAAGUCGGGUUCCUAUGUAGCUCUCACUGUCCAGGGGCGCCCUCCAGGGUCGCCCCAGAUUCCCCUGGCGGAUUCUGACGUGGAUCUGGCAGCUUUUGGGCAUAUGUCUCCCAUCAUGGCAUCCCCCCACUCGCCUGGCGCGUCAGGGAAUGCAGAAAGGAUCACCAGCCCAGUGCUCAUGGGGGAAGAGAAUAACAUUGUCCACAACCAGAAGGUGGAGAUCCUGAGGAAGAUGCUCCAGAAGGAGCAGGAGAGGCUGCAGGUCCUGCAGGAGGAGUACAGCCGAGCCCCCUCCACCCGCCUGCUCAAGGAGAUCCAGGAGGCAAAGAAACACAUUCCUCAGCUGCAGGAGCAGCUCUCCAAGGCCACGGGCUGCACCCAGGAUGGAGUCCUGUCCUCCAGGUCCGUGUCGGAGUCGCUGCAGAUCAGCGAGGGGGAGGCAGAGAGCGGGGACAGCGGCAGCAAGCUGGAUUUCAGUGGUGACAGCCCCUCCAGACCCAACAGUGACAUUGCUGAUAGCCCUCGCAGUGGCCUGAAGGAGAGGAUUUACCCAGAUGAGAGCCCAGAAAAGGCUGAGCUUCAAGACACUGACUCGCAGUGCAGUGUUGGCAGUCCCCUGUCCCGAGUGGGCACUCAGAUCAUUGGAGCAGAGGAUGAUGAUUUUGACACGGAGCAGGAGCAGAUUAACGGGCAGUGCAGCUGCUUCCAGAACAUCGAGCUCCUGAAAUCCCGCCCGGCUCACCUGGCUGUCCUCCUGCACCACGUGGUGUCCCAGUUUGACCCCGCAGCACUGCUGUGCUACCUUUACACAGACCUGUACAAACAGACCAACUCCAAAGAGACCCGCCGUGUUUUCCUGGAGUUUUACCAGUUUUUCCUGGACAGAGCUGCAAACCUGAAAGUCCCAGUUCCAGAGGAAAUCUCCUUGGAAUUAGACAGGAGAAGGCCAGAGCUGCUCCCUGAAGAGCUGCACCGCCAGUUCAUCCAAACCAUGCAGGACAAAGUCUGCCCGGAGGUUCAGAGGAACCUGGAAGAUUUCAGGCAGAAGAGGAGCAUGGGGCUGACCCUGGCCGAGGGGGAGCUGAGCAGGCUGGACGCGGAGCGGCUGCGCGACCGCAACGCCGUGGAGAAGGAGAGGAGCUGUGCAGAGCAGAUCCUGGCCAAAAUCGAGGAGGUCCUGAUGACAUCUCAGCCUCUGGAGGAAGACAAGAGCUCCACCAUGCAGUAUGUGAUCCUCACCUACAUGAAACACCUGGGAGUGAAGGUCAAAGAGCCUCGGAACCUGGAGCAGAAGCGGGGCCGGAUUGGUUUCCUGCCAAAGAUCAAGCAAAGCAUCAAGAAAGAGAAAGAAGGAGAGGAGAAAGGGAAGAGGAGAGGCUUCCCCAACAUUCUGGGCCCCCCGAGGAGACCGAGCCGACACGACAGCAGUGCAAUUGGCAGGGCCAUGGAGAUGCAGAAGCCCAGGCACCCCAAGCACUCACCCACAGCCUCCUCUGUGAGCCCAGAGCCCCCCGAGUCCAGCAAGAUGCGCCAGAGUGGCUCCUCCAGCGAUGGCACAGAUGCCCCUUACCCCCCUGCCAACCCCAUGUCCCCCCUGGCAGUGGGGCCCUUUGCCUCUCCAGAGGGCAGCAAGGACAGUGACACAGGUGUGAAGCAGCCUGGGGAAGCCCCACCUGCCAGCGAGUCCGUGGAUGGCACCCCCCGCACGCCCAACAACACCUUUGAGUUCCCAUCUCCUUUGGAAAACCUGCAGGAGGAGGAGGGAGAGUCGGAGAGGAUGGUUGACAUGGGAACACCGAAGCCUUUUCGCAAGAUGGACAGUGUUGGCUUUGCAGAUGUGCAGAGUGAGGAUGAGCUCUAUGACUUCGACAUGGACACGGACCCUCCCAACUGGCAGCAGCUCGUGAGCAGGGAGGUGCUGAUGGGGCUCAAACCCUACGAAAUCAAACGCCAGGAGGUGAUAAAUGAGCUGUUCUACACGGAGCGAGCCCACGUGCGCACGCUGAAGGUCCUGCACAACGUCUUCUACCAGAGGGUCACCAGGGAGGGCAUCCUCAGCUCCAGUGACAAGAGGAAAAUCUUCUCCAACCUGGAGGACAUCCUUGGGCUGCAUGUUGCACUGAACGAUCAGAUGAAAGCUGUCCGAAAAAGGAACGAGACUUCUGUCAUUGGCCAAAUUGGGGAAGAUUUGCUCUCCUGGUUUAGUGGAGCAGCAGAGGAGAAGCUGAAACUUGCCACUGCCACCUUCUGCAGCAACCAGCCCUUCGCUCUCGAGGUCAUCAAGUCCCGCCAGAAGAAGGACUCGCGCUUCCAGACCUUCGUGCAGGAUGCUGAGAGCAAUCCCCUGUGCCGGCGGCUGCAGCUGAAGGAUAUCAUCCCCACAGAGAUGCAGAGGUUGACCAAAUACCCCCUUCUGCUGGAUAACAUUGCUAAAUACACAGAGCUGCCUGAGGAGAAGGAGAAGGUCAAGAAAGCAGCAGAUCACUGCCGCCAGAUCCUCAACCACGUCAACCAGGCUGUCAAAGAGUCGGAGAACAAGCAGCACCUGGAGGAUUAUCAGCGGCGACUCGACCUCUCCUACUUGAAGCAGUCGGAGGAUCCCAUGAUGGAUGAGUUCAGGAACCUGGAUCUAACGAAGAGAAAAAUGCUGCAUGAAGGGCCCUUGACCUGGAAGGUGAAUCGUGACAAAACCAUCGAUCUGUACACUCUGCUGCUGGAGGACAUCCUGGUGCUGCUGCAGAAACAAGAUGACAAACUGGUGCUGAAGUGCCACAGCAAGAUCCUGGCAUCCACAGCUGACAGCAAGCACACCUUCAGCCCCAUCAUCAAACUCAACACCGUGCUGGUUCGCCAGGUGGCCACAGAUAACAAAGCUUUCUUCGUCAUCUCCAUGUCGGCGACGGGGGCUCACAUCUACGAGCUGGUGGCACAGACUGUCUCAGAGAAGAAUGUCUGGCAGGACCUUAUAGCUCAGAUGGCAGGAACUGUGAAGAUGGGCAGCAGCAGAAGAGUGAUCCCACUGCCUCAGUCAGGCCCUGGCGAAGAGGAGCGUGAGGAAGAGGAGCAGCAGAAGCUCAAAGAGCAGCAUGACAUUCCUGCCAGCAGCCUGCAGAGUCCAGAUAAAGAUUUGGGCCUGGAGUCUCCCUUAAUACUGAACCCUGAGUCCUCUUCACCCAUCAUGUCUGAGAAGGCCAAGGUGGAAGGGCUGCUGGGGGCUGAGGGACAGUUUGAGAAGGCGCAGCAGGCGGAGCUGGCACUGAAGGACUCCUCUGCCUGCUUUGAACACCCUGGCAGCAGCUCAGCCUCGGUACCAGAGGGGCAGUGGGCACGGGACGCCCUGAGGAACUUGGGGCUGCUGAAGCAGCUCUUGGUGCAGCAGCUCGGCCUGGCUGAGAAGGGGACCCUGGAGGACAGACAGCGCUCGCCCAGGUUCAGGAGCGUGUCCCAGGAAGCCCAGACGCAGAGUGGCAACGAGCUGCAGCAAAUUCCAAGUUCUGAGAGCAAAUUCCAGCAGCCUGGAGAGGACGGAGCCCUCGGCAGAACUGGCGAGGCCGCGGGCGGGCACGGCGCCCGGACUGCAGCGGCGCGCCCGGCCUCGGGGGAUGCCAUGCAGCUGGUGGGCACCGAGCCCCCUGCCAGGGGCGGUUUGCCCAUGGACAGCAUGAACCUGGAGGGCUCCAGCUCGGAGCUGGAGGGGCUGGGGGCCGAGGAGAGCGGGGAGCAUUUCUUCGAUGCUCGGGAAGCUCACAGCGACGAGAACCCCGGCGAGAGCGAGCUGCUGGACAGGAAGGAGGAGGAGGAAGAGGAGGAGGAGGAGGAAGAGGUGCAAAUUCGGAUCUCAGGAAAUUAUUUGAUCCUCGACGGAUACGGAACCGUGCAGGAGAGCUCCACGGACGAGGAGGUGUCAGCCCUGGUCCUGCAGUGCACCUCGCACAGGCAGCCCCCCCUGGACUGUCCCCAGCAGCAGCAGCAGCCCCUGUCCCCAAGGGACACCCAGUCGGACGGGGGCAGCUCGCCCUUCCCCGAGGAGCUGCGCUGGGCAGGGCUGGAGGAGCCCUGCCCCUUCCUGGGCAGCCCCCAGCUCCCUCUGGAGACCCGAGUGCAGCUCAUGCAGUACAUCCACAACAUCCAGGAUGCCCUGGAGAAGCUAAAGGAGGUGGAGGAGGAUUACAGCGUUCUGCGGCGCCAGGGGCUGGCUGGCUCAGCCUCCACGGGAGAGCACUCAGACAAAAGCUAGUCGUGUUUCCAGGAGUGGCUGAAGAUGGGAUGAAGAGAAUCAGGACACAGCACCCGCUGUCUCCCCUGUGGACUCUGGGAUGAGGGUUUGGAGCAUCCAAACAGGAACCAUUCUCUAGCAAAGUGGGCAUGGGGUGCUUUUCCUGUGGGGCAUCUGCACUAUCUUGUCAGUGAGGGAGUCUAUUCUAUUCUGCUCCUCUCCUUGCUACCAGAAAUUCAACUUUUUUUUUUUUUCAGAACAGAAAAAAAAAAAAACCAAACCAAAUGUACAGAGCUUUGGGUGUAGGAUAUAAAAAAAAAAUGUAUUUAGACAUUUAAAAGAAAAAAAAAAUCAAUGUAUUUAUUUGACUUCAUUCCGUGUAUCAAAAGCACAUUUUAAUUUUUUAAUCUGCCUUUUUUUUUUUUGGUUUUUUUUGUUCUAUUUUUGGGUAGUGACAGUUCUGGCCCCCUGCACGUGGCCCACCCUGCCUGGUGAGGGGACAGGGGGGGACCUGUGUGCAGGUGUUUCCUCACUGGACUGGACUCUGCACUCCCUGCUGGCACUCAGACUACCAAGAGCUACUCAUGAAGGUGUUAGGAUGGAAUUUAUGGCUGGAAUUUGUUCUGUAUCCAACCAACUGCGUGGGAAUUGCUCCUGUCACCACGUGUGGAACAGGAAUCUUCCAUGCACUAAACAGCCAGGCACUUGAGAUGGGCAAAUUUCCCUUUUCCCCUUUCCCAUUCCUUUGCUGGGAGAGGAGAAAGAGGUUUAAUUUUGGUUUAAUUUUGGUUUGUUUUUUUUUUCCCUUGACUUUGUUGGCUUUGAUCAUUGUCUCCUUUGUAAAGUGAUAAAAAAAAAAAAUACUUGGACCUGCA
This is a messenger RNA of Motacilla alba alba, 6277 nucleotides long. It is a transcript of the gene ARHGEF12, whose product is annotated as Rho guanine nucleotide exchange factor 12. The transcript has 41 exons. Gene Ontology annotation, molecular function: GTPase activator activity; guanyl-nucleotide exchange factor activity; G protein-coupled receptor binding. Gene Ontology annotation, biological process: Rho protein signal transduction; G protein-coupled receptor signaling pathway. The coding region runs from base 783 to 5423 and encodes 1546 amino acids. The record is from RefSeq and is a predicted model, not a curated record. NCBI's taxonomy places the organism in Eukaryota, Metazoa, Chordata, Aves, Passeriformes, Motacillidae. Gene Ontology annotation, cellular component: cytoplasm.